Molecule: messenger RNA, 1258 nt
Organism: Toxoplasma gondii ME49
Lineage: Eukaryota; Apicomplexa; Conoidasida; Eucoccidiorida; Sarcocystidae
Product: Toxoplasma gondii family C protein
Exons: 3
Coding region: 270-890 (206 amino acids)
Source: RefSeq, a predicted model, not a curated record
AUAUUCGCUCACCUCAAAAACAACUGCGGACUUCUAUAAGCCUAGAUGAGUAGGUCAGGCGAAGUCACUCAGUUUGACUCAAGCCCUCGUAGGCGCCGUUGCUGGCGGAGAAGUGUUUCAUGAAUUGAAAAUCGCUGAACGUUUUCCUGGAGCUUGUCAUUGUUCUCCCGGUGUCGUGCCGUUCAGGUUCACCGCAAACGACGACGCCUACACCCGAUAGGGUCGUCGCGUCUCCGGAGGUGACCAGCGGUGAAAAGACAAUAGAGAACAUGAUUGAAGAAAAACGUUCAGGAUUCUCCACUGGGUGGCAUCUCCACUCUCAACUGAAGUCGAGACGCGGACUGCUGUUCCAUCAUGACUCGCCUAUACUGCUUUUCUCGGUGGUGCUCUGUCUGAGUGUUCUUGCAGCACUAGUUUCUUUCGACUGUUCUACAUGUCGGGUUUGCACAGCCCUGGCUGACUCCGUCAGCGGUCGUGAGACGGAUACCGAUUUGAAUGAUACGUACAGUCGGGCUGAAACAGGAGAGGGCAACCCAGCUGAAGAGAGCAGCGGCGCUACAGAAGUAUACGGCGGUGCCGGGGAAGAAAACUGCACUACUGUCGGCAAACGGACUGAGUCGCAUACCGUCGGACCAUUGCAAGAACGGAGCAGAUAUCCGAGCGUCGCCGCGCGUGUUUCAAGGAUCCUACACUCCGGACGGGCUCGUCCAGUAGUGGCUUCUGGAAUCCUUGCAAGCCUUGUGCUUUCUGUCCUGCUCGGUGCAAUCUUUCUGAACUCGGACAGAAAGUCGGGUAAAGCAACUACGCCAGCUCCAAGUAAGACAUCAGAUGUGCAUCUCGUGAACACUCGGAAAUCCCCGCAGCAUUCACCCGAAGACAUGUCACGAUGACAGCCUUGCUGCAAUAACUUCAGCGUUCAGAAUCUAGAAUGCUCUGGAUUCGCUUUUGCUACCAAACCUUUUCUGUUCGUUUGGCUUUCCUUUGCUUGUUCACUCAGUCGGGGUGUAAGUUGCCAACGGUGCCACCACGCUAGUCUGCAACUCUACCUGUACACAUACACAUGGACGCAGUGCGAGUAGUACGGUUGCCAUUACCCUAAUCACCGUGCUAUUCGGGACUUCAUUUCUGUAGUUUGAUGUUAUAGUGACGUCUGUUGGUAGUAGUGCGCAUGCGGGUCAUCAUGUGUGAUGAUGGACGGCUGAGAACACAGGGAAUGGAUAUUCGGCAGACGAUACGCACCGUUAACGCUCAUGCGGGC